AUGGAAACCCUCCACAUCAACAAGCCUUUCACGUUUCCUAAUGGAUCCACGAUCCGCAACCGCCUUGUGAAGUCAGCCAUGGCCGAAGGCUACAUGGAACCAGACUGCCUCCCUGGUGACGGCCUCAUCACGAACUACUCUCGCUGGGCACAGGGCGGUUGGGGCAUGCUGAUCACUGGAAAUUACAUGAUCGACCCCAAAGGCAUGUCUUUCCCGGGCAUGCUCCUCGUCAACAACGAUACCGUCUCCCGAGAAGUCCAAGUCGCGAAGCUCAAGGCCUUUGCUAGCGCCGCCCGCGCCAACGGCACCAAAAUUAUUGCGCAGCUGUGCCACCCUGGCCGUGCAGGCAUUCUCAUCCCCGGCCGCGGCGGCAAGAACAUCGCUCCCAGCCCAAUACGCAUAUCCUUUGGGGACGGCUUCAUCGCCCGCGCCCUGGCCGCGUUGAUGACCGGCACGCCACGCGAGAUGACGCGCGAAGAUAUUGACAACAUUGUGGGGAAAUUUGCCAGUGCGGCCAGGCUGAUGGCCGAGGCCGGGUUUGAUGGUGUCGAGCUUCACGGCGCUCACGGGUACCUGAUCUCGCAGUUCUUGUCUGCCGAGUCGAACCAACGGACAGACGAGUAUGGUGGAUCAGCGCUGGAUCGCACGAAAUUUGCAGUGCAGGUGAUCGAGGCGGUCAAGGCGGCUGUGCCGGACGGGUUCAUCGUUGGGAUCAAGCUUAACUCUGUCGACUAUCAGACUGACCGUAGUGCUCAGGCGACCAAGGAAGGGCACGUGAUGAACACGGAGAAGCAGCUUCAAGAGUGCGUUGAUCAGUUUGGCGCAAUCGCUGCGGCGGGAGUCGACUACGUCAAUGUCAGCGGUGGCACAAUGGAAAAUCCCCGGAUGGCCAACGGCCCACCGAAGUCGACCCGCACAAAGGCUCGCGAAGCCUUCUUUCUCAGCUUUGCUGAGUCAUUCCGUGCCUCCUUUCCUGAUGUCCCACUCAUGGUGACAGGAGGCUUCCACAGUCGCACAGGGAUGGAAGAGGCCGUGGCUGGCGGCGGGACCGACCUCGUCGGCAUUGGCCGCGGGGCUUGCGCCUGCCCGUCGCUGCCCUCCGAUGUCGUGCUCAACCCAGAAGUGGCCGACUCUGAGGCCCGUGUAGUGCUGAAGAAGUAUCCAGUGCCUUGGUGGCUGAGCUGGGGCCCACAAAUGGUUGGUGUUGGCUGGGAGAAUAAUUUCUACUCGGCUAUGAUACGAGCUCUGGGUACGGAGCAAGAGGGCAAGAAGAACUAAGCAAGACGACUUUGUUGCCGCUUGGAGGGAUUAAGCAUUGGAGUCGCCAAUCUAAGUCACUUACGUACUUUUCGUCCAUUGCUUCAGACAGAUCGCGCCAUUCGAGUCCAUGUAU
This is a messenger RNA of Microdochium trichocladiopsis, 1393 nucleotides long. RefSeq names its product NADH:flavin oxidoreductase/NADH oxidase. The record is from RefSeq and is a predicted model, not a curated record. The transcript is spliced from 4 exons. Gene Ontology annotation, molecular function: oxidoreductase activity; FMN binding. NCBI's taxonomy places the organism in Eukaryota, Fungi, Ascomycota, Sordariomycetes, Xylariales, Microdochiaceae. The coding region runs from base 1 to 1278 and encodes 425 amino acids.